Messenger RNA from Magallana angulata, 2066 nucleotides. Its product is annotated as mitochondrial uncoupling protein 2-like. Gene Ontology annotation, molecular function: oxidative phosphorylation uncoupler activity. Lineage: Eukaryota; Metazoa; Mollusca; Bivalvia; Ostreida; Ostreidae. The record is from RefSeq and is a predicted model, not a curated record. The transcript has 6 exons. Gene Ontology annotation, cellular component: mitochondrial membrane. Gene Ontology annotation, biological process: response to cold; mitochondrial transmembrane transport; mitochondrial transport. Bases 267 to 1229 code for a protein of 320 amino acids.
GGAAAACAGUACCAUUAAAACUUUCAGGCAAUUUACUACUGAUAUCGUCACUUAACUUGCCUCAGACUAUCUCUUAUACAUGCUAUCGGACCUCGGAAAAUGAAGAAUAUUAAUUCACGUCGAGAUCUCGAGUCACCAUUUUUAAAUGUAAACAAACUGUACCACUUCACUUUACGGGGCUGAUGAUGGUGUUUAAAAGAAUAUCAGAGGAAUAGGCGACACCAGUUGAUGAUGGAACCAGAGUCAUUGGCCACUUGUUUGUCACAAUGAGCUCACAUCAUACGGUCCUGCACCAUGAGCAUUCUCUACCCCCCAAAGUCGAGGGAACACCCACCCCGCUGUGGGUCAAGAUUGUGAGUGCCGGGGCAGGGGCUUGUAUUGCAGAGAUCUUCACUUUUCCCCUGGACACCACUAAAGUUAGACUACAGGUCCAAAACAAUGAGGAGGGUCGCCCCAAAUACAGGGGAGUGUUUAGGACCCUUAGGAUAAUGUUUCAGGAGGAGGGGGCGAGAGGUUUGUACACAGGUCUGACCCCGGCCAUUCAUCGACAGCUUGGGUUUGCCACUGUCAAGCUCGGAUGUUAUGACAGCACAAAACGUUUCUACACAGAGAUAAGGUACAGAGGUGAAGAGGAACCAACCUACUGUCCUGUGUGUAUACGGAUAUUCGCAGGAGUUACAACAGGAGCUCUGUCCGUCAGUCUGGCACAGCCAACGGAUGUUGUCAAAGUCCGCAUGCAGGCUCAGUUUGGGGCAAACAAGGGGAGAUACUCUGGCACUAUGGACGCAUACCAAACCAUCUAUAAAACUGAGGGAAUGAAAGGACUAUGGCGAGGUUGUAUACCCAAUAUGGCAAGGAAUGGUAUUGUAAAUGUUUCGGAGGUCGUGACCUAUGACAUCAUUAAAGAAAUGAUCAUCAGGAAGAGGCUUCUAGAGGAUGGUGUGCUUUGUCACCUUGCGUCAGCCAUUGUUGCGGGAUUCUGUGGAACGAUUGUAUCAUCGCCUGUGGAUGUGGUUAAAACUCGCUACAUGAAUUCCUCUAAUUCUCAGUAUGGAAACAUUCUACAGUGCACUGUUUCAUUGUGGAAAAAGCAUGGCUUUCUUGGGUUUUACAAAGGGUUCUUCCCCUCUCUGAUGCGGCUUGGGUCCUGGAAUAUCCUGACUUUCAUGAGCUACGAGCAAAUUAAACUCCUAGUGCACCCUGAUGCUCCCAAGUACCAUGUAAGAUAGAGCAAACAACCUCAGUCUACAGAUAUUAACUGUAGCUUUAUGAGCACAUGAUGUCUCAGGUCUUGGAUGCCAGGCAAAUGGUAACAUGGAGUUGUAGAGUGAAGUGGAAAUUAGUUACCAUGUCUACAAACGGAAGGAACUGUUUUGAGUUCUAGUCCACAAGAUAAUUCAUAUUUGUAUUUAAUGUUGCAAUGCCAAAGUCAUAUUCUAUUCAUAUUCUAUUAAGCUUGUGUGAUUUUGAUGACUGCAUAUUAUCACUAUGUGAUUUAUCAGUUUAAUGGAACUAAAAUGUAGAUGUUCUGAAUCUGCUACCACUUGCACAUUCAGAACAUCAUAUUUAUUUAUUUAGAUAUUUUGAUAUCAUUUAUAAUGAGCUCGGUUAUAGCAAAUUUAAGGAUAUAGGGAAUUGAUUUUGAGUCCUGAAGAGGUGAAAAUUGACAUCUUCUACAUUGCAAAUCCAUUGGUUUCUAGGACUAAGGUUUAUUAAAUUUUCUAGUACCUCAUUUUCACAUUACAGUGUAAUAUCAGAUAUGUAUUUGAUAUAUAGAUUUAAUUUUAUCAGUCUGUUUUCUUUGUUGAGAUUGUAGAUAAAUUACAAGGGGCCCUUGGGCCUUAACAGUAACCUGUGUUUCUUGAAAAGCCAAUUUUUUCUCUCUCUCCAGAACUAGGGGUCAAUCUUUUUACAUUAUUAAAGUAUAGUUUAAGAUUGAUUUGUUGAUAUUUUUUUAAAUGUUAUGUAAUUUUAGACUGUUAAGAACAGAAAGGACAGCUUAUCCUCAAACAUGACAAUAGACGGUACAACCUGAAACAAUUGAUAUUAAUGCAUAGCUCAGAAUA